Pseudoliparis swirei is the source of this 1940-nucleotide messenger RNA. It is a transcript of the gene fam53c, whose product is annotated as family with sequence similarity 53 member C. The record is from RefSeq and is a predicted model, not a curated record. Lineage: Eukaryota; Metazoa; Chordata; Actinopteri; Perciformes; Liparidae. Gene Ontology annotation, cellular component: nucleus. Gene Ontology annotation, biological process: protein import into nucleus. The coding region runs from base 303 to 1556 and encodes 417 amino acids. The transcript has 4 exons.
GACACUCAGACGGUGGUGGCUCUCCCCUUCCUCCUCUUCUUCCUCCUCCCCUCUCCUCCCUAAUCUCCGCCCCCCCUGACCCCGCCCCCUUGACCACGCCCCUUGCCUCCCCCCCUUGGCCCCUCCCCCUGUUUUCCCCUUGCCCCCCCAUUGGCCCCGCCCCCUGCCACCAUGCCGUGGCCAGGCUGCUGCUGGAGAGCCUGAGGAAGCAGACUCUGGAAGGGGCCCCUGCUGCCCCGGGGGCCGUCUGUCAGUCCCUGCUGGACCCCAACGCCCUCCAGUGCCGGUCCCCAGAUGGCUUGAUGCCUGAGAGCAGCUACUGGCAGCUCUGCCCUCCCUCCAAGUCCGGCCUGCAGGGGGGGUUCCUGAGCUCGAGCUUCCCCCCCGGCCCCGGGCCCCCGGAUGCUCACCUGCAGGAGGGGGGCGCCCCCGCUCAGCCUCAGCAGCACCGGCCCCUGGCGCCCAGCACCUCGGCGUCCGAGCUGUCGCUCCCCGGGGGCCCGGCGGCCCCCCCCGGCCCCGGGCCCCCCCCGCCCCCGCCCCCCAAACGGCACUGCCGCUCGCUGUCGGUGCCCGAGGACCUGUCGCGCUGCCGCUACACCUGGAGGCCCAGCGCCUCGCGGGUCUGGACUCCCGUCAGCCGCCAGCAGUGCCACGGCGGCGCCGGGGGGGGGGGCGUAGGGGCGGGCGUGGCGGGGGGAGGAGUCUGUCCUCUCCGCGCCCCCAGCUCCUCCCUCAACUCCUCGCUGCACUCCUCCUCCAGCCCCACCUUCUUCAGCCUGGCGCUGUCUCCGGACUCCCCGCUGCCCUGGAGCUUUCCCUGGGACCCCAGCGAGGCGGCGGCGGGGGGAGGAGCCUGCUGCUGCUUCUUCCCCUCCCCCUCCUCCUGCUCCUCCUCGCCCUCUCCCCUCCACCCGCCUCCUCCUCCUCAGAGGCGCUUCUCCCUCUCCCCCGUGCUCAUCAGAGACUCGGCGGCCUCCACCUUCCUGCCUCCGCAUCCCGUGGCGAGGCAGACGCCGGCGCGUCCUCCCAGCUGCUCGGCCGUGAUGGCGGCGGCGGGGGGGGCGGGGCCCGCCUCGCCCUCCUCCGCCUGCAGCACGCCGUCCUCCCUCCGGCGCAGCCUGCCGCCGCAGCUGCCGCGCUGCCACUCGCAGCCCUGCGACCUGCUGCUGCUCAAGCCGGGGCUCAAGAGGAGGCGGGCCCCCGACCGGCCCUGCGCCCGGCCCGUCCUGGACUUCACCAAGAUGACCCAGACCCGCAGCAUCGACCCCCAGCUUCUGGAGCGAGGAGGCCGUCUCUCCUGCGGCGGAGACGUCUUCAUGGGUUCGGACUCCUUCAUGAGCGACUUCCGCGGCUCCUGCUCGCCGGCCGAGUGUUUGGGCCGGACCAGCAUCGGGCCGCUGGCGGGAAGCGGCGAGUGCAGGAGGGCGGAGGAGGACGAUGGAGAGGGCGAGGAGGAGGAGGAGGAGGAGGCGGGGGAGCGCGAGGCGGCGCAGCAGGCGGUGUUCGAGAGGGAUUGUACAGAACUGGACUUGAACUUGAUAGAAGAGAACUGAAGCCCCGCCCCCUCUGCUUCUCACACCGCGCCUCCUUGCCACCCAUCAGCAAGGCUCUCAGGAACACCUUCUCUCAUUGGCUGAGCUGAACGCUGCCGACAGCCAUGAUGAGAGGAAGCGGCUUGGGUCUCACCUGGUACCUGGAGCCCAAAGGUACCAAGUGAGACCAGCAGGCGGCUGUCUGGUCCACGCCGCCCACCACCACACCACCGUCCUGCACACACACACACACACACACACCGUGUCCCCGUCUCGCCUCAUAAGUGAGCGGCCCUGUUCACACUGGCUCCUGAUUGGCCGGUGUCUCCCAUCGUGUGACUCGACACACGCACACAUACACACACACAUACACACACACACACACACACACAUACAUACACACAC